AUGGGAGCAGUGAAGAACCUUAUGUAUUAUUUGCUUCCAGAUGAAGGAUAUGAAAUUGAUGAUGAUUAUGAUGAGAAGGGAGAGGAGGAAGAGAGUGUUGUUUUCAGACAGAGAACAGAUCUAGAAAGUGGUCCACUGGAUGAGGCAAAGCAACCCGAGUUCAAUGGGAUUGGACAUAUUUGGCAAAAGAAGAAACAACACAAGUUAGCAGAGUGUCUGGCUGAGUUGUUAGUGCAGAAGGACUUCUCAUGGCAGAUUUCUUUUCAUUCAAAUUUUCAACCAUUGAUUGUGUUGCCAAUUCUUUCCUCCAAACUAGACAGAAUAAAAGAAAUUCAGCUGAUGAAGGAGAAACGCCAGUUAGUUGAAAUAGCUCAUUCUAGAAUCAGCAAACCUUUGCUCAAGGAAUCCAUUUCCGAAGCAUCCCAUUUUAAAAACUACACACCUCUUCUCAUGGCAGCCGGUUCAGGAAUCAUAGAAAUUGUUGAAAAAAUCAUUGACAUGAAUCCUGAGGCUAUUAGUCAUGUUAGCCAGGAUGAACACAAUGUUCUACACAUGGCUGUGAAGCACCGGCAGCUUAAAAUCUUCAAUCUGAUAAAGAGAAAUUCUGCAUUCAAAUCAUUGAUACACAGGAUAACCGGGGAAGGUCGCACUCUCUUGCACCAAGUUGCUAGAAUGGAGUUUUACAAAGAGCAACGGCUCCCUGGCGUGGCGUUCCAACUGCAAGACGAGUUGCGUUGGUACGAAAGAGUGAGAAGGAUUGUUCCUCCUCACUACUUAAUGCAUUGUGACAAAGAUGGCCUAACUGCGAAAGAUGUUUUGGAAAUGGAGCAUCAGGAUAUGCACAAAGAGGCAAAGUCCUGGAUAAAGGAGACAGCUCAAUCAUGCUCCACCGUAGCAGUUCUCGUUGCCACAGUUGUCUUUGCAGCAGCCUACACAAUCCCAGGUGGGAGCCAAAACGGCACGCCAGUGUUCUUCGGCUCACGAGUCUUCCUCUUCUUCACUAUCACUGAUGUUGUGGCCCUUGUGAGCUCACUUGCCUCAGUGGUGAUGUUCCUUUCAAUCCUGACAUCACCGUUCGAGCUAUGGGAUUUCUACAAGUCCCUCCCAAGAAAGCUCAGCCUGGGAUUUGCAUUGCUGUUCUUCUCGUUGGUGUGCACAAUGCUGGCAUUCAGCGCAACCGUUUUGCUGACGAUUCGGUUGGAUAACAAGGAAUGGACUUCUAUUUUGUUCUAUUGUGCUGGAUUCCUUCCUGUGGCUAUAUUUGCAUGGAUGCAAUUCCCACUCUAUAAGACUCUUCAAAAGUUAGUUAGGAGGCUUUGCAACGGUGUUAAGCAGUUGGUGCCAACUACAUUGAUCAAUUGUUUCAAAAGACACAAAAGUUAUUAA
Messenger RNA from Arachis duranensis, 1386 nucleotides. RefSeq names its product ankyrin repeat-containing protein ITN1-like. The record is from RefSeq and is a predicted model, not a curated record. NCBI's taxonomy places the organism in Eukaryota, Viridiplantae, Streptophyta, Magnoliopsida, Fabales, Fabaceae. The coding region runs from base 1 to 1386 and encodes 461 amino acids. The transcript is spliced from 4 exons.